Molecule: messenger RNA, 1548 nt
Organism: Neltuma alba
Lineage: Eukaryota; Viridiplantae; Streptophyta; Magnoliopsida; Fabales; Fabaceae
Product: zinc finger BED domain-containing protein RICESLEEPER 2-like
Exons: 4
Coding region: 1-1548 (515 amino acids)
Molecular function (GO): DNA binding; protein dimerization activity
Source: RefSeq, a predicted model, not a curated record
AUGUCAAAUGCACAAACUGGUCAAGAAGAUUAUGGUGAAAAUGAAAGUAGAACUAUAGAAACACCUGUUAAUGAAAAGGAAAAAGACACUGGUUUGACAAGUAUUGAGGGUGAGGAAGGAGAUGAACCAAGAGCAAAGAGACAGAAAUCUACGGUUUGGGAUCAUUUUGACAAGCUUCCUUUAAGCCAAACAAAUGGGCAACUUCGAGCAAAGUGCAAGGGUGAUACAAUUGCAUCAGAAAUAGAGAAAUGUUUAUUAGCUUGGGGUAUUGAGAAAGUGUUUACUAUCACAGUUGAUAAUGCAUCUUCAAAUGAUAAUGCAGUGGCAAAAUUAAAAGAUGUUUUGAGCCAUUGGAAUGGUUUGGACAUGCACAGAUCUAUUGAAGGCAUUCACAAUGCCAUUAAAUAUGUGAGGUCUUCUCCAGGAAGGUUGCUUAAAUUCAAAGAGCUUGAUGAGAAAAUGAAAAUUUACUCUAAGAGCCUCCUAACCAUGGAUUGUCUAACUAGGUGGAAUUCAACUUACAUCAUGUUGGAGAAUGCCAUUAAAUUUAGUAGCAUCUUUAAAAGAAUGGAGAAAGAGGAUAAUGAUUACACAAACUAUUUUGUGGAGAAAACAUUAAUUGGUCCUCCUGAUGCUUCCAAUUGGAAAGAUGCUAAAGAAUUUGUUGUCUUUUUAAAAGUGUUCUAUGACAUCACUUUGCAAUUUUCAGGAUCACUUUAUGUUACCUCAAAUAUAUGCUUUCAACAUAUAGCUGAUGUGUUUGUUAUCCUGCAUACAAGGGCAAAUAAUCCUAAUUUUCUGGUGUCUGAUAUGGCUAAGAGGAUGGAAGCUAAGUAUGAAAAGUAUUGGGGAAAGUUGGAGAAUCUCAAUCCUUUGCUGGUAAUAGCAAUGGUUCUUGACCCUAGGUAUAAAAUGAAGUUUUUGAAGCUUGCUUUUAAUGAGAUGUUUCCUGAUUCUACACAACGUGAAGCUAUGACAAAUAGAGUCACAAAUGCCUUGUAUUGUUUGUAUGACUUCUAUUCAAGUGGGCAUGAAACAAACACAUCUGAAUCUCAAAAUCAAAGUCAGACACAAGCAUCAAGUGAACCUGCUGGCUUAAGUCAACUUCAGAUGGCAAUGUUGGAAUCUAGGCCUCUACUGCAACUAUUUGUUGCCCAAAAUGAGGUUGAAGUUGAAACAGAUAAAUAUGCAAAAGUGGAGAAGUAUUUUCAAGCUGAGUUAGUUGAUGUUCUUUAUCCUAACUUUGAUAUUUUGGCAUGGUGGAAAGUAAAUAGUUCUAAAUACAAAAUCCUUUCAUUGAUUGCACGUGAUGUCUUGGCCAUGCCUGUAUCCAUUGUAUCUUCAAAAUCUGCAUUUAGUAUGGGAGGUCGUGUCAUUGAUGAAUUCAGAAGUUCCCUAUCAUCAAAUAUGGCUGAGGCACUAAUUUGUGCACAGAAUUGGUUAUCUCCAUCUACAUCAAAAGUAAAGGGAUUUGAUAUUGAUAGCUUCAAUGAUACUGAUAUUGAAGAGCAAUUAACAGCUUCAAUUUCAAAUCUCUUGGAAAGUUAA